Cryptomeria japonica (Japanese cedar) is the source of this 1672-nucleotide messenger RNA. RefSeq names its product protein DUF642 L-GALACTONO-1,4-LACTONE-RESPONSIVE GENE 2. The record is from RefSeq and is a predicted model, not a curated record. The transcript has 3 exons. Lineage: Eukaryota; Viridiplantae; Streptophyta; Pinopsida; Cupressales; Cupressaceae. Bases 362 to 1570 code for a protein of 402 amino acids.
AUUGAUAACUUUUGCGCUUUCGCUUAGGUCCACUAAACCCUGUAUCGUGCACAUAUUCUUCUCCUGGUUGUUAAGGUGAAAUCCAAAUGCCCAAGAAAGGAAGCAGCUGUAAAAAUAGCUUAAAUUGAAGUUGACAAGUGGAAAGCUAAAAGAAGAAGAAUAACUUGUAUUGAUUACUUCGCCAUAUUCCGCUCAAAAAGAAGUGCCUACCGAAAACAAACAUGUGCACUCUUGCAGUGAAAAAGAACUCAAGUAAAGUAAAUCGGGAAUUGCACAUUAACUUCUUCAAAUAAAUUUUAGCGAUACGAUUGAUGAAACCAUUGCAGAAUUCUCAGGGAGAUGUUGCUCCUCAUACAACAUAAUGGUAGAAAAAUUAUACAACAGCAAGGACUCAUGGAGAAAAUCGAUUGUAUUUGUAACUCGCUUCCUCUGCCUUUUGGCUAUGAGAUGGCAUCAUAAUCUUGUUCAAGCAGCUAAUCUUUUACAGAAUGGCGAUUUCGAGGCUCCUCCUGCAAAAAUAAGGGUAAAUGAAACCAACCAGAGAGCUGUCCUGUCCCCUUCAAAUAAACUGUCGGGAUGGGAAUUUGGAGGUGUUGUAGAAUAUAUUAAAGGAGGAGGAUAUAUAUCUUUGCCAGACAAUGGCCAUGGUAUUCAGCUUGGCGAGAAUGGAUGGAUUAGUCAAAAUUUUAGGUCUAAGCCAGGUUCCCUCUAUUUGCUCACAUUCACCUUUACUGCAGCUGGGACAGACUGCUGGUGGACUCCAAGCUAUCUAAUUUUAUCUGUCCCUCCACAUUCUACAGUGUUUUAUUUGCAGCAGAGGUAUGGCCAUGAAGCUUGGGAAACCCAUGCUUGGGGAUUCAGAGCAACCAGUGUCAAAACAGAUGUUAAAUUUGCCAGACAAGCUCAGACUUAUGCCAAUAUUUCCUGUGGGCCUCUUCUGGCUGCUGUUUACCUGAAAGAACAGGAGAAUUUGGAGAGUGUAUCAGAUAAUAUUUUAUUAAAUGGGAACUUUGAACAAGGACCAUCCUUCUACCCCAAAUCAACCAGGGGAGUUUUGCUGCAUCCAGUAGAUGAUGGAGAUGGAGAAGCAUCCUCUCUUCCAGGAUGGAAAAUACAGGAUACAGUGAAGUAUAUAGAUUUUGAUGAGAGAAGCAGAGGCAUUGAAAUAGUUUCAGGUCCCACAGGGGGGAUUGAACAGAGUGUAUACCUGGCAACUGGAGUCAAAUAUGUUUUGAAAUUUCAAGCUGGAGAUGCUAACAACUUGUGCUAUGGUGGAUUGGCAGUUGGGGUUAGGGGUGGAUCAAGUGCCCACAACUUCAGCUAUAUGUCAUAUGGCAAGGGUGAUUUCAUGGAUUUCUCAAUGGAAUUUUAUGCAUUUGCCCAACUUACAAAUUUUUCUUUUGUUAGCCUUUACAGAGCUGAGACCAAGGACCUCACCUUUUGUGGACCUGUCAUUGAAAAUGUUGUUCUUGUUCCAUCACAGGGUGAACUUAAGUCAAAAGCAUCUAAUAUAUUGGCAAUGAUGCUUGCUAUUCUUUUAGCGCUCUUAGGGGUGCAAUCUUUAGCUUGACUGCUUAGUAUUUUCUUACUGUAUGGCCAGAGCUCUGAGUUUUGCCUAAAGAAUUGUGGCUGUUCUAAUGGUGAUAUAAUACAAGUUGCUGAUUACACUCAA